Oppiella nova is the source of this 1893-nucleotide messenger RNA. The record is from the annotation of a GenBank genome assembly. NCBI's taxonomy places the organism in Eukaryota, Metazoa, Arthropoda, Arachnida, Sarcoptiformes, Oppiidae.
AUGGUUAAUUUAAGGUUUUUGGGCGGAUAUCUCAAAGAGUUGACACAAAAUGUGUUUGGAUUGAGGAGUAAAUGCCAGAGUACUCGACGACUUGACGGUCAGGUUGUGGUGAUAACCGGUGCCAACACUGGUAUCGGCAAAGAGACUGCACUUCAACUGUCACUUCGAGGAGCAAAGAUAAUCAUCGGAUGCCGUGAUGUGAACAAAGCUAACGGUGCCGUCGAUGAGAUACGUGCGAAGAACCCAAACGCCAACUUAAAUGUACUAAAACUGGAUUUGUCUUCAUUGGCAUCGGUUCGCGAGUUUGCGAAGAAUGUGUCACUAAAUGAGUCCAAUAUAGACAUACUUAUCAAUAACGCUGGGGUCGGGAUGUGUCCCGAAUGGCAGACCAAAUUCAUUGGCAUCGACAUACUUAUCAAUAACGCUGGGGUCGGGAUGUGUCCCGAAUGGCAGACCAAAGAGGGCUAUGAAAUGCAGUUCGGGACCAAUCAUCUAGGUCACUUUCUACUGACUCUAUCACUGUUACCACUGUUGCAAAAAUCACCCAAAGCUCGAGUAAUAACGGUGUCGUCCAAUACACAUAAAUUAGCGACAAUUAACUUUGAAAACAUAAACCUAAGGAACGGUGUCUAUAAUGGUUUGACGGCAUACACUCAGAGCAAACUGUCCAAUGUACUAUUCACACGAGAACUGGCCCGAAGGUUGGGUCCCAACAGCACCGUCACCACAUAUGUCUUACACCCGGGAACUAUCAAAACUGAAAUGUCCCGUAAUAUGGAGAGUGGGAAAGCCGUGUACGAUAUGUUCACCACUUUAUUCUACUUAAGACCAGAUAUGGGAUGUCAGACAACACUGUAUUGCGCUCUCGAGGAAAGUCUCGACAAUGAAUCCGGAUUUUUCUAUAAUAACUGCCGGCGCGACGAGUUGUGGGACAACGGAAAGGAUGAUAAAAGCGCUAAACUGUUGUGGGAUUUGAGCUGCGAUUUAAGCACUCGACAACUUGAUGGUCAGGUUGUGGUGAUAACCGGUGCCAACACUGGUAUCGGUAAAGAGACUGCACUUCAACUGUCACUUCGAGGAGCGAAAAUAAUAAUUGGCUGUCGAGAUAUGAGUAAAGCUAACGGUGCUAUUGAUGAUAUUCGAGCCAAGAAUCCAAAGGCAAACAUAAUUGCAAUAAAACUGGAUUUGUCUUCAUUGGCAUCGGUUCGCGAGUUUGCGAAGAAUGUGUCACAAAAUGAGUCCAAUAUAGACAUACUUAUCAAUAACGCGGGGAUUGGGAUGUGUCCCGAAUGGCAGACCAAAGAUGGAUUUGAAAUGCAAUUCGGAACCAAUCAUCUAGGUCACUUUCUACUGACUCUCUCACUGUUACCACUGUUGCAAAAGUCACCCAAAGCUAGGGUUAUAACCGUGUCGUCCAAUACCCAUAAACUGGCAAAAAUCGAUUUCGAAAACAUAAACCUACGAAACGGCGCCUACUCUACAAUGAAAGCCUACAAACAGAGCAAAUUGUCCGGUGUUUUGUUCAUCCGAGAACUGGCCAAACGGUUGGGCCCAUCGAGUACUGUCACCACUUAUGUCUUACAUCCGGGAACUAUUAAAUCGGACCUCUCGAGGAAUAUGGAGAGUGGGAAAGCAUUGUAUGGUUUGUUGACAACUUUACUCUACAUAAAGCCUGAUAUGGGAUGUCAGACAACACUGUAUUGCGCUCUCGAGGAAAGUCUCGACAAUGAAUCUGGAUUUUUCUAUAACAAUUGUCUUCGCGACGCCUUAUGGGCCAACGGAACGGAUGAUAAAAGUGCUGAAAGACUAUGGAAUCUAAGCUGCGAUUUGGUUCAACUCGAAGAUCACCUCAAACUUCCCUCAAAAGUCACUAACGCCUGGGAUAACAAAUGA